Molecule: messenger RNA, 1177 nt
Organism: Oryza brachyantha (malo sina)
Lineage: Eukaryota; Viridiplantae; Streptophyta; Magnoliopsida; Poales; Poaceae
Product: SKP1-like protein 11
Exons: 1
Coding region: 153-713 (186 amino acids)
Biological process (GO): SCF-dependent proteasomal ubiquitin-dependent protein catabolic process
Cellular component (GO): cytoplasm; nucleus
Molecular function (GO): cullin family protein binding
Source: RefSeq, a predicted model, not a curated record
GCGGCGGCUAUAUAUAUUGGCGGCGCCAUCUGGGUCGGACCCCGCACCGAUCAAUCCGGCUCGUGCCACCGCCAUUGGCGCAUCCACCGUGAGCUCCAGGUAGCUAGCGAAAGGAGUGGGAGGGUUUGAGGUUCUGCGAACGAGAGCGAGUGAUGGCGUUGGGGAACCGAGAGGCCGCGGGGGAGAAGCUGGUGCCGGAGGCGUUGGAGAAGGCGGCGCCGGAGGCGGCGGUGGAGGGGGCGGACGAGCGGGAGGAGAAGGGGAGCGACAGGAUGAUCCACCUGAAGAGCAACGAUGGCAGGCCGUAUGAUGUGUCGGAGGCGGCGGCGAGGAUGUCCAAGUUCAUCGCGAAAAUGAUCGACGACAACUGCGCCGACCCGUACAUCCCGCUCUACAACGUCGACUACAAGACCCUCGCCCUGCUGAUGCGGUACUGCGACAAGCACACUGCCGACACCGCCGACGAGGAGGGACUCAAGGCCUGGGACAAGGACUUCAUCAACGGGCUGGACAAGGACUCCAUCUUCAAAGUCAUCAUGGCCUCCAACUACCUCUACAUCGAUGUGCUCCUCGACCUCGCCUGCAAGAAGAUCGCCGACAUGAUAAGGGGCAAGACACCCGAGGAGAUCCGCGAGGCUUUCAACAUUCGCAACGACCUCACCGAGGAGGAGGAGAAGGAGAUCCGCCAGGAGCACGCCUGGGCCUUCGUCUAGUACUCGCUUUCUCUCUUAACCCCGUGGUGUCCCUCGUCGUCGUCGUGUAAUGGUGGUUCUCUCGUAGUUGUGAUUUUGUGAAGUGUCGUGUCUCUGGUAGAUUCAGAUCGAAUCAGGUUACCUUGAGUUCGUGCAUCCUGUCCAAGAACAGAGCCGGGUGUGUCGUUGAAUGCUUUGAACUGUUGGAUCGCUUGCAUGAAGUGGAUAUUUUUGCCUCCAUAUUGUUUGCUCUGUCCGUUUGAUUUUGAUGCAGAUUAGUCCUGUUCUUAGAUGUUUUGCUAUGUGUACUCGUUGGUAUCUGGUGCGUUGGUGGAUUCAAAUUCAAGAGAUUUGUUGCAGAUUUGCUGCGUUUAUCGGUGCUCGAUCGAACGGGAGUGUUUUCCUGUUCAUGAAUUUGUAUUGGGUGCGAGUUUGGGGGUGGCGCUUUGCUUGGAUUCUGAUGUGAACUGGAUUGAGAAGGAGAA